Yarrowia lipolytica CLIB122 is the source of this 1416-nucleotide messenger RNA. RefSeq lists its product as uncharacterized. Gene Ontology annotation, molecular function: ribosome binding; transmembrane protein transporter activity; signal sequence receptor activity. NCBI's taxonomy places the organism in Eukaryota, Fungi, Ascomycota, Dipodascomycetes, Dipodascales. Gene Ontology annotation, cellular component: membrane; Sec61 translocon complex. The record is from RefSeq and is a predicted model, not a curated record. Gene Ontology annotation, biological process: SRP-dependent cotranslational protein targeting to membrane, translocation; post-translational protein targeting to membrane, translocation.
AUGGCCGGUGUAAGAUUUCUCGACCUGGUGAAACCGUUCACGCCCUUCUUGCCCGAGGUCCAGGCGCCCGAGCGAAAGGUGCCCUUCAACCAGAAGAUCAUGUGGACCGCCGUGACCCUCAUGAUUUUCCUGGUCAUGAGUGAGAUCCCUCUGUACGGUAUCAACUCGUCAGACAAAUCCGACGCGCUGUACUGGCUGCGAAUGAUGCUUGCUUCCAACCGAGGCUCUCUGAUGGAGCUCGGUAUCACCCCCAUUGUGUCGUCCGGAAUGGUGUUCCAGCUGCUUGGAGGAACCCAGCUGAUCGAGGUCAACAUGGACCUCAAGUCCGAUCGAGAGCUUUACCAGACCGCCCAGAAACUGUUUGCCAUCAUCCUCUCGCUUGGUCAGGCCACCGUCUACGUCUUGACUGGCAUGUACGGUCCCCCCAAGGAUCUCGGUGUCGGUGUCUGUCUGCUUCUCAUCUUCCAGCUUGUUCUUGCCGCCCUUGUUGUUAUUCUGCUCGAUGAGCUGCUGCAGAAGGGUUACGGUCUCGGAUCCGGUAUCUCGCUCUUCAUUGCCACCAACAUCUGUGAGCAGAUCUUCUGGAAGGCUUUUGCCCCCACCACUGUCAACAAGGGCCGGGGCUACGAGUUUGAGGGCGCCAUUGUCGCGUUUGUGCACCUACUCUUCACCCGAAAGGACAAGAAGCGAGCCAUCAUUGAGGCUUUCACCCGACAGGAUCUGCCUAACAUGUCUCAGCUGGUGACUACUGUGGCCAUUUUCGCUGCCGUCAUCUACCUCCAGGGCUUCCGAGUCGACAUCCCCGUCAAGUCAUCCAAGCAGCGAGGCCCCUACGGCGUCUUCCCCAUCAAGCUCUUCUACACCUCCAACCUGCCCAUCAUGCUGCAGUCCGCCCUGACCUCCAACAUCUUCAUCAUCUCCCAGAUGCUGUUCAAGAAGUUCCCCACGAACGUGCUCGUCCGGCUGCUCGGUGUGUGGGACGGCCGAGAGGGCAUGCAGCAGCUCUUCCCCGUCUCCGGUAUCGCCUAUUACAUGCAGCCCCCCUUCAACGCCAAGGAGGCACUGGCUGACCCCGUCAAGACCGUCAUCUACAUUGCCUUUGUUCUGGGCGUAUGUGCCGUCUUCUCUGCCACCUGGAUUGAGAUUUCCGGCUCUUCUCCCCGAGAUGUGGCCAAGCAGUUCAAGGAGCAGGGUCUGGUGAUUGCUGGCCGACGAGAGACUUCUGCCUACAAGGAGCUCAAGCGAAUCAUCCCCACCGCUGCAGCUUUUGGAGGAGCCACCAUUGGCGCUCUGUCAGUCGCCUCCGACCUGCUCGGAGCCCUCAGCUCCGGAACCGGUAUCCUCAUGGCCGUGACCACAAUCUACGGCUACUACGAGAUGGCCGCCAAGGAGGGCUACGUUGAUGCUGCUAUUUAA